Plasmodium gonderi is the source of this 1563-nucleotide messenger RNA. Its product is annotated as para-hydroxybenzoate--polyprenyltransferase. The record is from RefSeq and is a predicted model, not a curated record. The transcript has a single exon. Gene Ontology annotation, biological process: ubiquinone biosynthetic process. The coding region runs from base 1 to 1563 and encodes 520 amino acids. NCBI's taxonomy places the organism in Eukaryota, Apicomplexa, Aconoidasida, Haemosporida, Plasmodiidae. Gene Ontology annotation, molecular function: transferase activity, transferring alkyl or aryl (other than methyl) groups. Gene Ontology annotation, cellular component: mitochondrial inner membrane.
AUGGCAAAUAUGAAGGGCUUUCUCUGGAAAGAUACUAGAGUGAGAGGCAAGGUGUGGUACAGCCAAAAAAAAAGGGCACUGAAAUGUACACAAUGGUUUAAGACCAUAAUCAGAAUGCAAAAGGUCCAAGGAGGGAUGUGUACAAACAUGAGACAUGCUGGGGAUAUCCGUUCAAACAUUAUAAGCGUGCAAAAUGGAAAAUCAAUAUUUCCUCUUUACGCACACAAAGAAAUAAAAGUAAAUGAAGUAUCGAAGUCAUUACACAUAGGAAGAGUGAACUUGUCGAGUAGAACUCCAAGUAGUGACAAAAUGGAUACCAAGAAAUGUGCUAUUAGAAAUAUUCCCCUAAGCAAUGGAAGAUAUAUGGGGAUCUGUAAUGGAGAAAAAUUCAUACACAUUCGAAACUUGGAAAGAAAGAUUAUGAAGUGCUAUUAUUCGGUCAAUAUUUGUGAUGAUAAAAAAGAGAGUGAAAAAGAAGAAAAAAAAAAAAUGAAUAAUGUUAACGAACAUUGUAACAAUAAUUGUGAAAAUGUAUGGUACAGUCAUUGGUUAAGUAAAAGUUUACGGGGAAAAAAUACUUUUUUUGAUGUAAUAAAAAAGAAUCUAAUCGCGUAUGCAUAUUUGUCAAGAUUGCACAUACCCACAGGAAUGUACCUCUUAUUUAACUCAGCCUUGUAUGGGUAUUUCUUAACUUUUCCUGUGGAAACAUUAUUCACUACAAGUAACGAUAUAAAUUGGAGUUCAAUUUACAAAAUUGUAAAAGAUAUAAUGUUAUUUACAUUUGGAAGUGUAAAUAGUAGAAUAGUCGGAUGUAUAAUCAAUGAUAUGUUUGAUAAAAAUUAUGAUAGACAUGUUGAGAGAACAAAAAAUAGACCAUUAGCAAAUAAUACUAUAAGUAUGAAAAGAGCAUUUACGUAUUUGGUUAUCCAUUCUGUUAUGUCCUUGUUAACAUUAUUUCAGUUUAAUCUUCAAACAAUUUACAUAGGAUUAGGGUCCACAUUUUUUAUUAUUACAUAUCCAUUAUUGAAGAGAAUAACAUAUUAUGCGCAAGUUUAUUUAUCUAUCACAUUUAAUUUGGGUUUUUUAAUUUCUUCAAGUGUUAAUAUAGAUUUAUUAAAUAAUGCUGUUCCACUUUUUGUAAGUUUUAUUCCUUUGUGUUAUUUUACAAUUAUAUACGAUACAAUUUAUGCUCAUCAAGAUAAACAUGAAGAUAUAAAAUUAAAUUUAAAAUCUUUAGCAAUAAAAUGGGAUAAAAAAACUUUGAAAUAUUCAAAAUUUUUAACAUUAAACAUGACUUAUUUGUUUUAUCUCUCUGCCUAUUUUUUCAAUAUGCAUUACUCAUACUAUAUUUUUUCCACAUGUAAUAUCCUUUAUUUAUUUUUUUGUCUUAACAAGGUUUCUCUAAAUGAUAAAGAAAAAUGCAUGCAAUUUUUUAAAAACAGCAAAAAUAUUUUGCUUCUCAUUGCACUUUCUGCCCUUGCUGCCAAAUUGUGCGAAGCAUACAAAAGGAACGAAUCCCUGGGUGAUACUACUCCAAUGGAGACACCACCGAAGAGGUUGUAG